CCACAGGGCGUUUGGAGGUGUGUUUGAUGGGCUGCCAGGACCUGUUGGAGUAUGUUCCGGGCCGGGACCGUGGGUCCAGCGCCUCCUCCUCCUCUGGGAGUCUCUCGGAGGGGAAGACUGUGAAGGUGAAGGCCGGCCUGUCCGGACGAAGCGCCAACGGCAAGACAACCAAGACUGAGGAGCUGUCCUCGGAAAUCAGUGCUGUGCUGAAGGUGGACAACAGGAUCGUGGGGCGUUCCCAGUGGAGGCCUCUUGGUAAAGAGGCGUGGGGCCAGAACUUCAACAUCGAACUGGAGCGGGUCAGUGGCUGCACUGCAACAGACCCUCAAACUAACUCAUACACAACUGCUCUUAUCUAA
Messenger RNA from Notothenia coriiceps (black rockcod), 359 nucleotides. RefSeq names its product serine/threonine-protein kinase N2-like. NCBI's taxonomy places the organism in Eukaryota, Metazoa, Chordata, Actinopteri, Perciformes, Nototheniidae. The transcript has 2 exons. The record is from RefSeq and is a predicted model, not a curated record. The coding region runs from base 27 to 359 and encodes 110 amino acids.